Messenger RNA from Aspergillus chevalieri, 1665 nucleotides. RefSeq lists its product as uncharacterized. Lineage: Eukaryota; Fungi; Ascomycota; Eurotiomycetes; Eurotiales; Aspergillaceae. The coding region runs from base 1 to 1665 and encodes 554 amino acids. The record is from RefSeq and is a predicted model, not a curated record. The transcript is spliced from 2 exons.
AUGCUGGGAAGACCACACCGCCACCACGCACCAGACGUAUCCAGCCCGGUCCUUCACUAUACAAAUGCAGUGCAGCGGAACGACUUACAGACUCUCGCCGCGACCACCAUGGGCGAUCAAAAUGCUUCAGACCCCCGAACUAUAUCACUCUUGGGUUUGCAGCGUCCCAGAACCUCAGAGGGCCGCGACAGACGCCCAAACCUGCGGAUAGCCAUUCCAUCGAUGGACGACCUGCCACUACCUCCCGUCAUUCAUGACGGCGGUUAUGAGUCUGACGGGAGUAACCUAAUUGGCAUCGCAUUGGGAAGCCCCCGCCUCGUCCAUCGGAGAAACGGCGCCCAGGCAGAACAACAGCACCACCAAUCCGAAAAGCGACGCUACCACCCGGCCCUCGAAAAGCCCAAGCGCCCCCUUCAGCGCAAACCCAGCAAAUGGCGCAAAAUCGGCGGCCUAUUCAAGCACAAGAACGCCGCCCCAAACCAGGUUCGCAACCACAAGCACAAGCCCCCGGGAUGCGGAGGCGAGCCCGAUUCAGGCGUCGAGGACAAGGGUAAUUGUUUCGGGGGUCCAACGGGUGGAAAAAUCAAGUCAUGUCUAGAGGCUAAACGGAAAUUUAAAGCAGAGAACGCAAGUUCACACGCGAGCGCGAACGCAAAGUCGGCAGCCAAGGGUGAUGAUGGGUCUAAGGGAGAUGAUUCGGCGCCUAUGCUAGAGGUUGAGAUUCCCGAUGCGCAGAUGGAGAGGUAUAGUGUUAUGUUUGGGGGGUUGUUUGGGCAGGGAAAGGCGAGGAGGAGUAAAACUAUGGAUGAGGUGAUUGCGUCGUCGAGGAUAAAUGGAUCUCCAGAUACUCAACGACCCAGACGAACUACUUCCCCAACACGAUCCAGAACACCAAGUUUCUCUCUGUUUCCAACAACGCAAGUCAGCAAAGCAUCAAAAGUCUUGGGCACAUCAAACAUCCCCCGCGGACCGAGUCCAUUAGCCAGGAGCCAGACCUCACCAGCAGGCCAAGAGCAAGAAUCCCUCUUAAACGCUCAUAGCCCCUUGCCGUCGCCAAUGUCAUUCAAAUCACGAGCCUCCGAAGUCUCAUCCAACAUCGCGUCCAACGGUCCAGAAAAAAGAGUCUCUAUCAACAUCGGCAAAGACACAGUCUUCAAAGACACCAACCCCUUCUCAGACAACGACAACGACCACAACCAAAAACCACAAAAACAAUUUUCUAUUAACACAGAUCUCGAACCUCACUCCCCCAAUACCCACAAUCCCUCCACAGCAUCCUCCCCCGUCCUCUCCCCGCUCGAUGCAACCCGCGACAAAAUCAACAGCAUCCUCUCCCCAGCAUCAACGCCAAAAGAUGACAACGAAAACAACAACGAAAACACAAACAAAAUCGACCUCAAAGCCGAAAGUCAAGACCCCGAACCAGAAAACGACAUAGAAAACAUCCCUAAAAUCGAAAUCUCAGUCGCGCGAUCUGUCUCCGUCUCCAAGAGCAAGAAGAAACAAAUUCUCGUUCCUAUCGGGCCCAGGAAUGACCGUUUGACGCCUGAUGGGCUUGGGGUCAGUGAGAGGAAAGGGAAGACGCCGCAGAUUAUGGAUGGGUAUUUUGGACAUCGGCCGGGGACGUCGCAGGAUGUGAGGAUUGAGAGUGUUUUGAGUGCUUGA